Papilio xuthus (Asian swallowtail) is the source of this 2347-nucleotide messenger RNA. Its product is annotated as cytochrome P450 4g15-like. The record is from RefSeq and is a predicted model, not a curated record. Gene Ontology annotation, molecular function: monooxygenase activity; oxidoreductase activity, acting on paired donors, with incorporation or reduction of molecular oxygen; heme binding. The coding region runs from base 100 to 1788 and encodes 562 amino acids. The transcript is spliced from 11 exons. Lineage: Eukaryota; Metazoa; Arthropoda; Insecta; Lepidoptera; Papilionidae.
AAAGAAUAGUUAUGCAAACAGCAUAUCGUAUUACAGUAAAGCACGGGUCGGCAGAACGCGGAGGUGGUUGUCCCUUGAUGUCCGAACAUUUAAAGUAGGAUGACGGUAGUAGAAGAUAUACCGACGGACCCCAGUACGUCAACACGGCUGAUUAUCUACCCAUUAGUACUGGUGGCCACAGUACUCUGGAUUCUAUAUAGAUGGCAAACACAAUCCAAGCUGUAUAAACUAGGCAAUAAGUUGCCCGGACCUUCCACAGUACCACUAUUUGGCAAUGCUUUAUUGGCGUUAGGGAAGAAACCCGAUGAGUUGGUUACUUUGGCAUUGGACUACGUUGAAAAGUACGGGACGGUGGUCCGAGGAUGGCUCGGCUCACAGCUGGUUGUUUUUCUCUGCGAUGCCGACGACGCUGAGGUCAUAUUAAACAGCCAGGAACACAUCGACAAGGCGUCGGAGUACAGAUUCUUCAAGCCUUGGCUUGGUGAAGGACUCUUAAUAAGUUCAGGAGAAAAAUGGCGGUCACAUCGUAAAAUGAUUGCACCAACAUUUCACAUAAACAUAUUGAAAUCCUUCAUCAGCGUGUUCAAUCAGAACAGCAAGAACGUGGUGGACAAAAUGAAAAGCGAAACAGGAAAAGUAUUUGACGUACACGACUACAUGAGCGGAGUAACGGUUGAUAUUUUACUUGAGACUGCUAUGGGUAUCACAAAAGAAACACAAGACGAAUCUGGAUUUGAUUACGCCAUGGCUGUUAUGAAAAUGUGUGACAUCAUUCAUCAGAGACAUUAUAAAUUCUGGAUGCGUUUCGACGCCAUAUUUAAAUUUACGAAAUUCUUCGAAAAACAAAAACAGCUGUUAAAUAUUAUUCACGGUUUAACGAACAAGGUCAUUAAAAACAAAAAGGAUAAAUAUAUAGAAAAUAAAGCUAAAGGUAUAAUUCCACCUACACUCGAAGAGAUUACACAAAACAAAGUAACAAGUGACUCAGGAUUAGCAAAUGCUAAAACACUAGGAGACACCGUUUUCAAAGGAUAUAGAGAUGAUUUAGACGACAAUGAUGACAAUGACGUGGGUGAGAAGAAACGUUUAGCCUUCUUAGAUCUGAUGAUUGAAUCAGCUCAAAAUGGUACCAAUGAUAUAACGGACUUUGAAAUCAAAGAGGAGGUGGAUACGAUCAUGUUUGAGGGCCACGACACGACUGCUGCGGGCUCUAGUUUCGUAUUGUGUCUCCUUGGAGUGCACCAGAAAAUUCAGGAGAGAGUCUACAAUGAGCUGUACGAAAUAUUUGGCGACUCGGAUCGACCAGCGACCUUCGAAGACACGCUGCAAAUGAAAUAUCUGGAACGCGUCAUUUUCGAAUCUCUACGGAUGUAUCCACCUGUACCGAUUAUCGCUAGAAAAUUAAAGAGGGACGUUAAAAUAGCUACAAACAACUACCUUCUGCCCGCUGGUGCAACAGUUGUCAUCGGUACUUACAAAAUCCAUCGCAACCCCAAAUACUAUAAGAAGCCGGAUGUUUUCGAUCCUGAUAACUUCUUACCAGAAAAUACCCAGAACAGGCACUACUAUAGCUACAUACCAUUCAGUGCUGGACCGAGAAGUUGCGUUGGUCGUAAGUACGCCAUUUUGAAACUGAAAAUACUACUUUCAACUAUAUUAAGAAACUAUAAAAUGGUUUCUGACAUCACUGAAGAUCAAUACAGGCUCCAAGCUGACAUUAUAUUGAAACGUACCGACGGAUUUAGGGUACAGAUCGAGCCGCGGCAGAGAGUACCAUUCAUAGGAUAGUAACAUUCCUUAUUAAAUUUAACAAUUAUUACCAGUACAUCAAAUAAUCAUUAUAUAAAUUGUGCUAACAUUUGCUUCAUAUACAUAUUAAUGUAGUAUAUGGUAUUACUUUAGUACUUUAAAUGUUUAUUAAAUUACAAUUUAUUAUUUAUAAAACAUGAUUAAACAAUGUCAUAUUGGUGAAGUAAGGUUUGAGACGUACUGUAUAUUAUUGUAAGUUUUUUUAUCAUCAAAAAUAUUAUUAAAUAUGCUAAUUGUAUGUUAAAAUAAUAAAAAAAAACAUAAACGAUUGUGUAUUACAACUUUAUAUCCUUUAUGGAAUUGAAAACUCUUAUCUAGCAGGGUGAAAAUAAGCAAAUUCAUCGGUUAUCUAUAUUUGAGUAUAGUCUGACCAGAAACAUAGCAUCCCUCUCCACAAUCAACUUUGAUAUUGCAAUUAUUAUGUUAUUCCAAAUGAAAUCCAGACUAUUUAAGACUUAUUCUAAUUUCUUUACUUAUGUUUUUUUUCUCUGCGGCUACGUUUAAUAAACGAUUAAAAUAAAGCAUAUUGUUAACUCGG